AUGUCCACCAAGGUACUGAGAGCCCCAAGGGUGGCGGCCAUCCUGGCCGUCGUCCUAGCGGCGGUGCUGUCCACGGCCGCCCGCGCCCAGCAGUGCGGCUCGCAGGCCGGCGGAGCGACGUGCCCGAACUGCCUCUGCUGCAGCCGCUUCGGUUACUGCGGCAGCACCUCCGACUACUGUGGCGCCGGCUGCCAGAGCCAGUGCAGCGGCUGCGGCCCCACCCCUCCCGGACCCAGCCCCGGCGGCGGCGUGUCGUCCAUCAUCUCCAGGGACAUCUUCGAGCAGUUCCUGCUCCACAGCAGCCAAUGCACAGAUGCCGGCGGGUUCUACACGUACGACGCAUUCCUGGCCGCCGCCGCCGCGUUCCCGGCCUUCGGCACCACGGGGAGCACCGAGACGCGGAAGCAGGAGGUGGCAGCCUUCUUCGGGCAGACCUCCCAUGAGACCACCGGCGGGUGGGCCACCGCGCCCGACGGCCCCUACUCCUGGGGAUACUGCUACAAGCGGGAGCUGGGCUCACCGCCCGACUACUGCCAGCCAUCGUCGGAGUGGCCGUGCGCGCAAGGAAGGCAGUACUACGGCCGCGGCCCCAUCAUGCUCUCCUGGAACUACAACUACGGCCCGGCGGGGCGCGCCAUCGGCGUGGACCUGCUCAACAACCCGGACCUUGUGGCCACAGAUGCCACGGUGUCGUUCGAGACGGCGUUGUGGUUCUGGAUGACGCCGCAGGCAAACAAGCCAUCAUCCCACGCCGUGAUCACGGGCCAGUGGACGCCGACGGCCGCAGACAACGCGGCCGGAAGGGUGCCCGGGUACGGCGUCAUCACCAACAUCAUCAACGGCGGGCUCGAGUGCGGCAGGGGGCAGGACAGCCGUGUUGCCGACCGGAUCGGGUUCUACCAGCGCUACUGCAACAUCCUUGGCGUCGGAUACGGGAGCAACCUCGACUGCUACAACAAGAGGCCCUUCGUCGAGGGGCUUUUGAUUCAGCUAGUGACGGAGUAA
Molecule: messenger RNA, 1005 nt
Organism: Triticum turgidum subsp. durum (durum wheat)
Lineage: Eukaryota; Viridiplantae; Streptophyta; Magnoliopsida; Poales; Poaceae
Source: the annotation of a GenBank genome assembly